AGGAUUGCUGACUUUGCAGCAGCAUUUGCAACCUGCAAGAAAACACGAGAGAGCUCAAAUGUGUCGGGACAGCAAACUGAACUUUCUCUGAAACGGCAAGGGGUGUUCUGUGGAUUUCAUGGCUCUCCUCACCAACAUAGCCAUCCUGAUGGUGCUCGCUUGUAUUUCCCAUCAGAUGAUGUUGGGCAGCUGUCAGAGGAUCCACGGACGUAGAGGACGGGGGGACAGAGGACAUCGCAAGGAAAGAUCAGAACUGAGCCGUGUGAAAACGGCUGGAGGCAAACUGGUCACAAAAGAUGGUUCACGUUGCACCUGGACUGCAAUAGAAAAUGAUCCAUUGUUUCUCUUCAUUACUUGCAAAACUGGCGAAAACAGCUUCAUCUGUAGUUAUAUUGGCAGACCAGCUCUUUGUCCCCAAUAUACAUCCAAAACUUUACUCUACUGGAAGCAGAUUGCCAGGGCUCUGAAGAAGCAAAACAGCCUGUGUCAUAAUGAAAAGUUACUGGUGAGGGCAGGCAUGUGCAAACAAGCCCCCAGAGAGGCUCACUUUAGGCUCGUAGUUACCCAGAAGGCGGUGACUCCCUUGCCUUACAUUCCAGCAGCUCCAGACACAGACGCCAAAUCCUGCCUGCCUAAGAACAAGAAACUGGCCAAAGAGUUCUGCAGUGACUCCUGGUCUAGUGUUUGCACAUUUUUUUCCACCAUGGUGAACAAUUAUGAUUGCUGAGAUAGAAAAAGGCUUGGCUUGUGUGGUCACUUCAGAACAUACAGUAUUUAAGUGUAUACUUCAUGUAGCUUGUGGUCUUGUAAAGAGAUUGUAAGACUCAACUUGUAAAGUGAUAGUCACUGCACAUUGGAAAUAAAAUAACACUGCUUAUUCUACUUGCAUGAAAAUAUGUAUUUAUAUGAUAGAAACUAAAAUGUUAUGUGAACUUUAAAGUCAUUUUUUUCCCAUUGUAAUGAUGAAUAAUUAAAUCCAUCCAAAAUAAAUCAUAGCCAU
This is a messenger RNA of Xiphophorus maculatus (southern platyfish), 1000 nucleotides long. It is a transcript of the gene fgfbp1a, whose product is annotated as fibroblast growth factor-binding protein 1-like. Gene Ontology annotation, molecular function: growth factor binding. The record is from RefSeq and is a predicted model, not a curated record. Bases 119 to 727 code for a protein of 202 amino acids. Gene Ontology annotation, biological process: cell-cell signaling. Lineage: Eukaryota; Metazoa; Chordata; Actinopteri; Cyprinodontiformes; Poeciliidae. The transcript has 2 exons.